This is a messenger RNA of Cydia amplana, 924 nucleotides long. RefSeq lists its product as uncharacterized. NCBI's taxonomy places the organism in Eukaryota, Metazoa, Arthropoda, Insecta, Lepidoptera, Tortricidae. The record is from RefSeq and is a predicted model, not a curated record. The coding region runs from base 94 to 924 and encodes 276 amino acids. The transcript has 5 exons.
CAUCACUAACCUCAUUCUUCCCUGUUCGAUAGCAUCUGUCCACGACGCGUGACGCUGAGUAAGUCAUUGUGCAACGUGAAAGAUCAUACAAACAUGACAAUAGUGUUUCCCCAUAACAUUGUCUCUGAGCAUGAAACGGAACGCCCCGUAUAUAUGGUAUACGGACGGGGAAGACGGCAGUUUGCGAUAGGAGCUGGUGAGAUGAGUCCGAAAGAGGUUUUCUGUUUUGGGUUAUUUCUGAGUGCGGUGGCUGCGGAGUACAGUGAUGGUUUACAUUUCAGGGGCUUCAUGCCAAGCUCCAGCUUUCGUACAGAGGACCAGCUAGCAGAGCCCUCGGCCAGGGUAGAGAAGAGCAGAGAAGAAAGGGACCAGAGUGAUCGCACGCAGCGCUUCGGGAUUUCCACCUACGGCACUACGGGGGCGCAGGGUUCGUAUGGCGGUUCCGCACCGGGCCUAUACGGCCCCUUGAAGAUAGACCUGGGCGGUGUGCUGAUCGGGUCCAUCCUCGGGUUCGGCGCCGUGCUGAUCCUGCCUAAGAUCAUGCACGUGCUUUCGUACGGCUAUGGUGGUGGAUACGGACGCAGUGUGGACUCAGAGUCGUCCCAAUUAUCAGACAUGCUGAACCGACUGGAUGAGACGCUAGCUCGGUACAAUAUCGACUCGGGUGCGUGUACUCAGCGGCUAGCGUGCUCUUAUGUUCAGCUGGCCAAUGAGAACAUGCAGGCCGGGAAUGCUACAGAGUUUGACGCGCUAUUGGCUAAUCUGUCCAGCAACUCGCUAGUCCGACGCAUGUUAGACGGCACAGCAAUAUUCGAAGCAGCGAGCGCGGGCCGCACGCACGGCGACUGUCAGCUACUAUACCCAAAGUGCAAGCUGGACAAGAAAACCGUCGUCAAGGUGCUGACGCAGCUGGUGCCCUCGUAA